UUUAAUUGGCAAAAGUGGCAGCGGUAAAAGGCUUUUAGUUUCGCCGGUUAGCGCAAGGUGCGUUUUCUUUACGGGUUUCGCAUGCAUGCUCAGCUGGCUGAAUGUUGUCAGCCAUUGCCUCGCUCAGUAAGCGAUCGCCUUUCAAACGAGGUUGGUUGCCGCGCGGGAAAACUUUUUAACUGUCAAAAAUCAGCGGCAAAUCACGCGCGGGAAACUUGACGUUUCUAAUAAAUUUUUCAACUUUUAUUCGAUUCGUUUUUGUUAAUUGUUUGUUGAUAAAAAGUGUUUAGAUAUCAAUGUUAAUAUGAGGACUUUCUAGUGAUAGCUAGUUUUGUUAAUUUAGAAUACUGAAUGACUUGAAAUGCAGUGAAGUAGUGUUAUUUUUUUUAUUUGUGAAAGAGUUUGGAUUGUGUUGUUCAACAUGAAGUUUGCACACUUUAGCGCCGGAUGUUUGAUAUUAUUAGCUGUAUUAGUAGAUAUUGUGCAGCCCACAUGCGUGUUAGAAUCAGACUUCGGGUUCAAAAUCAACUGCGCGUUCAAAAAGUCCGGUCUUUUUAGGGUACGCAACCUCGGCGGGGUCAAAGCACAUGCCAGUAUAGGAUUCAGUCUCGGGGAUGAGCUGGGCUUCGAGCAGUCCCUCACAAAUCUGGACCCGAGCCGGCGUCGCUCCGUGAGCCUCAAGAACGGUGCCCCCCCGAACCUCCUUGCUGACGGCACCGCGCGCGCCAACACCAAACAAGAGAAGCGAGGCAAACAGAACAGAAUCAUGAUGCGGCCGCCGGCGCCGAGCAAUAGAGUGAACCAAGCGGCGAUCGAUAAACUAUCUAGUCUACACCGGAGAGUGUCCAGCACUAUGCAGCCCAUCGUCGUUUCUGGACCCUCAGUGGAAGUUCCCACCACCAUGAACAAAGUUAACCCAGCGCCUAAAGUCACUAUCGCCAAGCCGAUGCCCAUGGGAGUACCUCCCUUCAAGCCUCUACCUCCAAAGGACGACCACCUCAACGUGGUCCCAAUCACCACACCCUCCAAGAAAACCUACUCACCUCUCCAGAUCCCACAGUCGAAAGGACCGGGCCUCGCGUACCAAAGUGAGAACUAUCCUAAAGUAUCACACGAACAGGUCUCAAAAAUGAUAUCACAAAUAUCAGGGUCACAGCAGCAACUACAACAGUUUGUCCGCAUCACACCCGCCCCACUCAUGGGGGACCACCGCCCCAAUGCCAUAUUCCGCAUCCCUACUACUGUCAACCCCUUCGUCCCCAUGCCCGUAGCCGCCCCCCCUACACAAGCCGCUAUCUCUAUCAUCCCAGGCCCAGUAUUCAAAGACUCCGUCCAAAUACCCAUCGCUCCCAACAUGCUCUCCAACUCACCCACCGCCUUCUUGACACAAAACACUUUCUCCAUCCGCAAAGUACCUGAUCCUAUUUCUAACUUCGUAGAUCCCGUUCCCCACCAAGUUCACGAGUUGGCCAAUCAGCUGCAUCCCGUCUACAACACUAAAAAGGUCGACGAUUAUAAUAGCAUCACGGGUUACGGUGAUGAUACGAGUCUAAAGUUUACGAAGGAGGAUAUAAAUGAGAAGAUAGCUGAGAUAGCCCGUGCAGGGAACAUAUCGAUGGAAGCGGUGGAGGCGGCAAUUGCGUUGCGUCAGCAGCAGUUGUUGAACAAGUACGCGAGCCUGGCGGUGCCGCCGACAACGUCAACAACGACGACGACCACGACGACGACGACAGAGGUGCCGCUCGUGUUCCAGCCGGAGCCCGAGCCCGAGAUCAUCGUGCAGCACGCGCAUCAAGUACAGCAACAUAAGAAGAGAAUCCCAACAUCAGGCAAAGUGAUGAACGCACCUCGCGAGUACUACCCCGUCGGCUAUGAGAAGAACUUCGACGACGCCUUCCAAUCCAAGGUGGACCUGCCAGAGACCAGCUUCCACUGCGGAGACCAGAAGUACUUUCCAGGACUGUAUGGAGACGAGAACCUGGGGUGUAUGGUGUUUCACGUCUGCGCUCUCACAGACGACGGUCUGGUCAUGAAGUCUUUCCUCUGCCCCGAGUCCACGCUCUUCGACCAGACCAUCCUCAAGUGCAACUGGUGGUUCUACGUCGACUGCAAGAAUACUCGUCGGUUGUAUGACACCAACAUUCCCGUCUCCAAGAGCUACCAGCUCAUGAAGGCGCUUACGUUCUUCUCUAAUUACAAGAAGGAUAUGGAUGAUGCUAACCGCUCAGCCAACCCAGAAGAUAUGGAAGGAGUCAAAGAAGCCAUUUCCAUCUUGGAAAACCAAAACAAUAAUCAAAGGCCACAAAAUAAUGCCGACUCCAUCCAGAUAAUCACUCCUCAACCUUUGACCAACACUGAAAGUGCUGUCUACGUCACUCCCGCUAGUGACCCUUCUCCAGUGUACCGAGUCAAUAGAAACUAUAAAAAUAAUACUACUAGAAGUUCCAAUUCUAAUACUCAAUCAACUAGAAAUACUAACUCACAAAGUAGUGAAGUAAAUAAGUCUAAAGAAGAUCUAGAGUCUGCCAACUCAGAUAUCAAACUCAUCACGCUUAACACUGGUCUAAGCUUCAAAGACAAAUCAUCGGAAGAUGCACACAAAAACACGUCUUCUGUAUCUUUUUCUAAGAACACAUCUGCUGAAAGCAAAGAACGCCAGAAUAGAAGACGACAAACUUCUAGAAAUAAUAGAUCUUCUAGUACAACUAGCAAACCGUACAUAAGUAGAACUGUUACAACUACGGUUUCACCUUCAACCGUCGUCCAACCAACAACGCCUGCUAUUGAAGUCAUUAAGCAAGAAAUACAACCUAUCGAAUACUUCCAAGUCCACGAAUCAAUGGAAAACUCCCAAGUCAAACAAGAGAGGCUAACCGACCAAAUACCAACAGUUUUAAAAGAAGCUGAAAAUUCUCCUCCAGUCAGAAGAUUUUACAGAUCAAGUGCUGAAGCCAGCAGUAAAGAAAUGACUGUAGUCAAUAAUGAAAAGAUUCAAAUUGUGAGACCAACAUCCACGGCUAGGUUAGUAGGAGAAUUUGCGACGCCAACCGCAGCAAUAGCUAAGUUAGAUGAAGCCAUUUUAGGCAGACGGUAUAAGAAAGAUACCGGAAGAAUAGCAAUAGUAACGCCAGAAUUAAGUCCAACGUUUAGAGAACGAACAUAGCAAAGUGUAGUCAAUAGCUAAAUAUAAGUGUCAUAACCUCUUGUUAAUUUAUUUAUUGUUUUGAGUCGCGAGUGGUUGAGGCCAAAUGUACUAUUCGCUUACUUGCUCAAUUUUGUUCGUAGACUAGUAAUAGGUAGUUAGAGAAUCAGUCAAGUGAUAUUACGGUGUAUGUUUUAGUUGAUUAGAAUAAAUUUUUAUUUUCCUA
This is a messenger RNA of Plutella xylostella (diamondback moth), 3368 nucleotides long. RefSeq names its product mind the gap (gene mtg). The record is from RefSeq and is a predicted model, not a curated record. Gene Ontology annotation, cellular component: extracellular region. Lineage: Eukaryota; Metazoa; Arthropoda; Insecta; Lepidoptera; Plutellidae. Gene Ontology annotation, molecular function: chitin binding.